AUGACGGAUGGGAGUGCUCAACACGACGUCCCAAAAACCUCGGACUCCUAUUACGACCUGGGAUCGUUCAGUCGACCUGUAAGCACAAGCAACAAAGAAGCUCAACUAUGGUUCGAUCGUGGUCUGGUUUGGAGCUACGCCUUCAACCACGAGGAAUCUGCAGAAUGUUUCCGGAAAGCCAUCAGCCUGGACCCAGGGUGUGCCAUGGCUUACUGGGGUCUAGCGUAUGCCCUGGGUCCCAACUACAACAAGCCAUGGGAAUUCUUUGACGGAGAGGAGCUCGAAUCAACUGUAACUAGGACACACGCUGCUGUGAGGAAGGCCAAAGCCGAAGCGAGCCAUAUCACAGCGGUCGAAAAGGCCCUGGUUGAUGCCCUCGAGUUCCGAUAUCCCCAUGCGCAAGCAGCUGCUGAUUGCUCCAUCUGGAAUCAACCAUACGCCAAUGCCAUGCAAUCAGUAUAUCAAGCAUUCCCUGACGACCUUGAUGUGGCCACCCUCUACGGUGACGCCCUGAUGAAUCUCACGCCUUGGAGACUCUGGGACUUAACCACCGGACAGCCAGCCCCUGGAGCAAGGACGAUAGAAGCCAAGGCCGUCCUUGAUCACGCCUUAGCUUUGAAGGGUGGUUUGCAGCAUCCCGGCCUGUUACAUCUCUAUAUACAUCUGAUGGAAAUGUCCGGCCGCCCCGAACUUGCCAUGCCCGUAGCAGAUCAUUUGAGAGGGCUGAUACCUGAUGCUGGCCAUCUCCACCAUAUGCCUACCCAUCUCGACAUACUUUGCGGCGACUACCGCCGAGCGAUCGCUUCGAACACCGAUGCAAUCUACGCGGACGAAAAGUUUGUGGCUCGUGCUGGUCCACUGAACUUCUAUACGCUCUAUCGAUGCCACAAUUACCAUUUUCGCCUGUACGCUGCAAUGUUUGCUGGCCAGUCGAAAGUCGCGCUGCAAACUGCCAGCUGGAUCGAAGCAACGGUCCCAGAAGAGCUCCUCCGUGUCAAGUCCCCUCCAAUGGCCGAUUGGCUCGAAGCCUUCCAUGGGAUGCGUGUGCACGCCCUCGUUCGCUUUGGCUUGUGGCAGGAAAUUCUUGAGCUGUCUCUACCCAAAGACGAGGAACUCUACUGUGUGACAACAGCCUUGAUACACUACGCAAAAGGUAUUGCAUUGGCAGCUACGGGAAAGGUGGGGGAAGCAGAGAAGCAGCGGAUCAUCUUCAACGAAGCAGUGUCGCGGGUGCAAUCCACCCGAACACUUUUCAACAACACCUGCCUUGACAUCCUUGCAAUUGCGCGAUCAAUGCUGGAUGGCGAAUUGGAAUAUCGCCGCGGGAACUUCGAGGCAGCGUUUGAACAUCUCCGCAAAUCCAUUGCUCUCGAUGAUGCACUUCCGUAUGAUGAGCCUUGGGGGUGGAUGCAACCGCCUCGGCAUGCUUAUGGUGCUCUCCUGCUGGAACAAGGCCAUGCCGAACUCGCCGCAGCUGUGUACAGUGCCGAUCUGGGAUUCGAUGACACUCUCCCUCGAGCUCUUCGCCAUCCAAACAAUGUUUGGGCUCUCCGUGGAUACUAUGAAUGUCUGAUGAAGCUGGGUCGUAUAGCCGAAGCUCGACUUAUUCGACCCCAGCUGACGCACGCCACAGCCAUGGCAGAUAUACCCAUCAAAUUUUCAUGCUUUUGCCGGACAGAUCAUGCUAGUGGGCCAGUACAAGAGCGUUCUGCAUGA
This is a messenger RNA of Fonsecaea multimorphosa CBS 102226, 1716 nucleotides long. RefSeq lists its product as uncharacterized. The transcript has a single exon. Gene Ontology annotation, molecular function: protein binding. The record is from RefSeq and is a predicted model, not a curated record. Bases 1 to 1716 code for a protein of 571 amino acids. NCBI's taxonomy places the organism in Eukaryota, Fungi, Ascomycota, Eurotiomycetes, Chaetothyriales, Herpotrichiellaceae. Gene Ontology annotation, cellular component: intracellular anatomical structure.